AUGAGGGAGACUCGAGGAGAAUACCCUAUCGCUGAUUGGGGAAUAAUGAAACAAGAGUUGAAACGGAAAUAUUUUCCCCCCUCAUACUACCCUAGACUGCUAGAUCGUUGGAAUAGGUUAACUCAAAGAAGUAAAACUGUUAAGGAAUACAUAUCAACCAUUGAUUAUUUCUUGAUUCGUUCUAACGGGGAAGAGACCACCACUCCUACACAACUCCUGUCAAUGUUCAGAGCUGGAUUGAGGGAAGAUCUUAGGAAUGAACUCUUUGCUAGAGGAGUAAGUACGUAUGAAGCUGCCUGUAGUCUUGUGCUAGACUUGGAAGAGUCUAGGAGCCACGCCACUAGGACUCAAGACUCUAGACCCAGCCCCUUCAAGUCUUUUUCUAGCCAACCUUACAACAAACCCACUGGACCCUCGGGUAGUCGGCCUUCCCCUAGCCAAGCCCAACCUCGAUCAGACAAUAAAGGGAAAACACCUGAACGGGAGACACCCAAACCCACUGCCAGCACUAAGUGUUUUAGAUGCCAUAGGUACGGACACAUUGCUUCUCAGUGCUCCAGCCCGUUUAAGGUCACAAUAAUUGAGGAAGUGACGGAGGAAGCGGAUGAACCUGAAACUAACUUGGUCCACCAUAUGGACGACGAUGAGGAAUUUUUCGACGAGGAGGAUACUGCUGUUGUUCACUGCCUCCAAAAAAUGAACCGCUUGGAUCUGCAAAUUGUUAGGUGUGCCUUUUCCCAACCUAAACCUAGCGACGACUGGCAAAGAAUCUCGAUCUUCUACACUUUCACUAAAAUAGGAGACAAAAAUUGUAAGGUCAUAAUUGACAGUGGAAGUUGCAUUAACGCUGUAUCUUCUACUAUGAUCUCGAAGCUUCAAUUGAGGACCACGCCACACCCGAACCCCUACAAAGUUGCUUGGAUCAACUCAACCACCUUUGAGGUAAAAGAUAGGAGUCUUGUUCCUAUUGAGUUCGUUGGAUACAAAGAGAAAAUCUGGUGCGAUAUUUUGACGAUGGAUGUGGGUCAAAUCAUCCUUGGCCGCCCUUGGUUGUUCGACAAUGAUGUACACAUUUAUGGCCGAUCAAACACCUGUGUGUUUGAAUACGAGGGCAAGAAGAUUAAGCUGUUACCCACUCAAUCUAAGUCUACCAAGGAAGAAGUUAAGCCCAACUCUCUGAAACCCAACACGGGCAUGAACUUGAUAACUGCUAAGGACCUAGGUAUGGAACUGGAGUCGGGAGCCCCUCUUUACGCGCUAGUAGCCCAGGAAGUAAGUGUAGAUCAAGAAGAGCCAAUCCCUGAGGAAGUAAAACCACUGUUGGAGACUUUUUCUGACGUCUUUCCUGAAGAUUUGCCCAACCAACUGCCACCUCUACGGGACAUUCAACAUGCCAUAGACCUAGUGCCUGGAGCGUCCUUACCAAACCUACCCCAUUAUCGAAUGAACCCAACUGAACAUGAGGAGCUCAAGAGACAAGUGGAUGAGUUGUUACAACGAGGGUUCAUUAAGGAGAGUCUUAGCCCGUGUGCAGUUCCUGCCCUUCUUACCCCUAAGAAGGAUGGGACGUAG
Messenger RNA from Dendrobium catenatum, 1572 nucleotides. RefSeq lists its product as uncharacterized. The record is from RefSeq and is a predicted model, not a curated record. The transcript has a single exon. Lineage: Eukaryota; Viridiplantae; Streptophyta; Magnoliopsida; Asparagales; Orchidaceae. Gene Ontology annotation, molecular function: nucleic acid binding; zinc ion binding. The coding region runs from base 1 to 1572 and encodes 523 amino acids.